Leptonychotes weddellii (Weddell seal) is the source of this 1654-nucleotide messenger RNA. The record is from RefSeq and is a predicted model, not a curated record. Lineage: Eukaryota; Metazoa; Chordata; Mammalia; Carnivora; Phocidae.
CGCACUCUGUAAGGCACGGAUCCAGUUCGGUAAACUAGGAAUUGUGAGCCUGGGCAGAUUUUCCAAACAAGCAAAUCUGAGCCCUGGGAAGGAUUAUUCGCUAGACCUUCCUCAAAGGUUGGAAGGCAAAAGACUGUGUUUGCUAGCACUGCCGGAGGCUUAGUUUGGCAGUAUUUCCGGGAGGAACGUGGCCGAAAGCACAAUGGAGGCCAGAGGGGAGCGCUUUCUUAGACAAAGGCAAGUCCUAUUUCUCUUUGUUUUUCUGGGUGGGUCUCUGGCUGCGUCUGAGUCAAGACGCUACUCUGUGGUUGAGGAAACAGAGAGGGGCUAUUUAAUAGCCAACCUAGCAAAGGAUCUAGGGCUAGGGGUAGGGGAACUGGCUGUGAGGGGGGCCCAAGUUGUGUCUAAGGGGAACAAACAGCAUUUUCAGCUCAACCAUCAGACCGGCGAUUUGCUCCUGCAUGAGAAAUUGGACCGGGAAGAGCUAUGCGGCCCCACGGAGCCCUGUAUACUGCAUUUUCAGAUAUUACUGCAAACCCCUUUGCAGUUUAUUACAAAUGAGCUUCAGGUCAUAGAUGUAAACGACCAUUCUCCUGUAUUCUUUGAAAAUGAAAUACAGCUGAAACUCUUAGAAAACACGCCACCAGGAACCAUAAUUCCUUUGGAAAAUGCUGAGGACUUGGAUGUGGGAAGAAACAGUCUCCAAAACUACACGAUCGCCCCUAAUGCCCAUUUCCACGUUCUCACACGCAGUCGUAGGGACGGAAGAAAAUACCCACAACUAGUGCUGGACAAAGCACUGGACCGUGAGGAGCAGCCAGAGAUCAUUUUGACCCUCACCGCGCUGGAUGGCGGCUCUCCACCCCGGUCGGGGAUCGCCCAGAUCCACAUCCUGGUCUUAGACAUAAACGACAACGCCCCAGAAUUUACACAGUCACUCUAUGAGGUUCAAAUUCUAGAGAACAGCCCCAUUAACUCUGUUAUUGUCACGGUCUCAGCUUCUGACUUAGAUACAGGAAAUUUUGGGACAGUAUCAUACGCAUUUUUUCACGCUUCUGAAGAAAUUCGCAAAACUUUUCAGCUAAAUCCAAUUACUGGUGAUAUCCAGCUAGUCAAAUAUUUGAAUUACGAGGUUAUGAAUACUUAUGAACUGGACAUAGAAGCCAAGGAUGGCGGAGGCCUUUCAGGAGAAACCACAGUGAUAGUUCAGGUGGUUGAUGUGAACGACAAUCCACCAGAACUGACCUUGUCUUCAAUUACCAGCCCUAUCCCUGAGAACUCGCCGGAGACUGUGGUGGCUGUUUUCAGUGUUUCUGAUCUAGACUCUGGAGACAAUGGGAGAAUUAUGUGUUCCAUCGAGAACAAUCUCCCCUUCAUCCUCAAACCAUCAAUAGAGAAUUUUUACACCCUCGUGACAAACACAGCUCUGGACCGAGAGACAAGAGCCGAGUACAACAUCACCAUCACCGUCACUGACCUGGGGACGCCCAGGCUGAAAACCCAGCACCACCUAACGGUGACGAGUAAACAAGCUGGUUUUGAGGAAAAUCAAGUUGUAACUGAAAUAAUUGAUACAUGGGGAUUACCUACAGGAACAAAAAUCAAGGUCUUGAUUAAUAUAUAUGACAGUGUUGCACAUGGUAGUGCUGGAUGA